Molecule: messenger RNA, 1669 nt
Organism: Salvia hispanica
Lineage: Eukaryota; Viridiplantae; Streptophyta; Magnoliopsida; Lamiales; Lamiaceae
Molecular function (GO): nucleic acid binding; zinc ion binding
Source: RefSeq, a predicted model, not a curated record
GGAAAAUGGGCGAAAGCGCUCUGUUUAUUUCCUUUUCCGGUGAAUUAUUCCGGCGGUCUGAGAAGGCGGAGCUCAUAGCUGCGGCUGUGUUACUCAAAUCAAGAAUCACAUUUGCGGGAGAAAGAGUUUAUGCUUGCGAUGUUUUGGAAGUGCAGCUGCAGAUUUUAGGGGGAGUGAAGCAACAGAAUGGCAUCUGAAGAAGGAGACACCGGUACCGGUUUGGAUAGUGCAGACUUAGCUCACACUACUCAAAUUGCAAAGAAGGCUAAAAAUGUUGAUGCUGCUGAUGUGACGCGAGUGGAUAUUGGGUAUGGCUCAUUGGCAUCAUCUUCAGAAGACCCCAUCGAAGAGCUUGGGAUCCAGGCUUCGGAAACAGAAGAAGAAAGGGUUGGAGAGUAUGACGCCAAUAUUAAUAAUGACUAUGAUAUCAAUUCAGAAAGAGCAAGUGAUGAUGUGAUGGCGAGCUUGCUGGUGGAUGAGGAAUCACAGGCUAGAAGGCAAAAUCUGAUACUUAAAAAGCUUCUUCGAGCUCCCAGGUAUUUCGACUGCCCAGAAUCUGCUAGGCUAGCCAACGAACUCAGUGAAGAUGAUGACGAAGGCACAGCUAACAAAGGGCAGAAAUCAUGCUAUAUUUGUGGUGACAUCGACCAUCCAGGAAAUAAUUGCAAAAAGGCCAAUGCGUGCAUCGUUUGCUCUGGAAAGGGCCAUCUGAUGAAGGAUUGCCCAAAUAAAAACAGUGAACUGGAUAGCACUCCAACUCCAUGUUUAAGAUGUGGAAAUACAGGCCACGACAUGUUUUCGUGUACCCAAAACUAUGACCCUGAAGAUCUCAAGGCUAUCGAGUGUUAUAUUUGCAAGCAGCCUGGUCAUCUCUGCUGUCUUGAUAACAAAGAGGAGGAGGGGUCAAAUAAAGCAUCGUGCUACCGUUGUGGGCAGCCUGGCCAUUUUGGUCUGGAAUGCUCAAAAUCGAAUAUACCUACCUUUGAUUUCCAGCUAUUUUGCCGCAAAUGCAAAGAGAGGGGUCAUUCCUCAACACAGUGCCCCCCAAAACAGCGCCUCCGGAGAAAGGCAAGGUCCGCAAAGAAAAUUGAAAGGACGAGGUUAUUUUUUGCUCGCAAAAACAGAAGAAAAAAACCCGAGCAAGCACUAGCACCAUUGCCGACAGGUGCAGCCUCGUAUUCUGGCAGUACAGCACACGUCCAGCCAUAACAACGUAGCAAUCCAAGUCACCGGGCUGAACAUGUUAGAUUCCCAGCAGGUACGAGCGCAUGUUGCCCAUACACUAGAUUUCACAACACUUGGAAGCCUAACUUCAGAAACUCUUGUAUCAACCCCGGCAUCCAACUUUUGACUUGGACCACAUACUAAUAGUCAGAUUCGAAACCCCCCUUCCUUGGGUAGAAUGUCGAGCUCAUCGGUGUUGUUGGCCUUGUCUCAUUUCAAACAUCUGCCAAUGCGACCGACCGCUGGAGAACUGAAUUUGUUGUUCAAAUAUUUUCCCUUUUUUCCCUUGGGUAGAUUUCGAGUUCUUGUUGUUGUACGGAAAAUAGAACUUUUAAACACAUCUCUUAACAGAGAGAGAAGAGACUACAUGUACCAUUUUUCAGCAAAGAAACUAUCAUUGUAUGCUUUUCACAUUGAUGUAUAACAGAAUUACAGAGUUUUACAA